Molecule: messenger RNA, 6688 nt
Organism: Pomacea canaliculata
Lineage: Eukaryota; Metazoa; Mollusca; Gastropoda; Architaenioglossa; Ampullariidae
Product: C-type mannose receptor 2-like
Exons: 21
Coding region: 689-2134 (481 amino acids)
Molecular function (GO): signaling receptor activity
Source: RefSeq, a predicted model, not a curated record
GUGUGAGAAAACAUCUCUAUUUCGUUUUAUUUGGCUUUGCGCAUUAGGUAACAAAAGCAAAAUGUAUGGGUUUUUUUCCAGACAGUUCUGGUUUAUUUUGCUAUGGAUAGCAUAUAAAAGUUCUUCCAUCGCUAGUUAACGGCUUUUCCCAGCAGGACUUCAACGCAGACGGAAAUAGAUAACUCUUUACUUCCGCUAACAGAGUGAGACUAUCAAUUCUAUCUUGAGUCCCCUAGAAAACAGGAAGCGUAGCAUCGGCUGGAGUUUCAGUGCUGAUUCAAGAGCUCUGCCAUUUGUAGAGACACUGUGAUUUCUGAGAAAAAGAUGCUUCGACUGGUUGUCAUCGUUGCAGCUUCAGUUAUCCUGUUCUUUUCUGGUUUUGACGCAGCUAGGGUAACAGAACCCUGUGACUACGGAUGGAGUCCUUUCAACUCUGCUUGUUACCAUAUUUUCAUGGAAAGGAUGAACUGGUCAGCAGCUCGUGCAAGUUGUCAGGAAAAGGACGCUGAUCUAUUGUCUUUGAAACCUAGUGAUAAUGUGAAAAUGUUAUACAUAAAUCAACAGACAGAAAGCGUGAUGAAACAGAUGACCUGGUGGGUUGCCUUUGAAAUGAAGUCACUUGAAGGCACCUUGGUAUCUGUUCCUGUCAACUCUUCUUCCACAGGCCAUAUCUCAGAACUCAAACAAGAUGAAGGAGUGUGAGAGUGGCUGGAUCCCAGUAGCCUCUUCUUGCUACAAGCUGUCGACAGUCCAAAGAAAUUGGUUUGGUGCCCUGAGGAUUUGCAGUGCAUAUGGCGCUGACCUCAUGUCUGUGAACUCUGUACAGGAACUGCUGCAGAUAAAAAAGGAGAUAGGACUUGAAAGGACAGCAUCAAGUUGGUGGGUAGGCUUACAGAAGAUGCCGUGGCAGUGGCUCAUAGAACCCUCGCCAUACAAGAUGUUCACACCAUGGGAAAUAGGUGAGCCAAACGACGACAAAGGCAAUGGGAACUGCGUGGAACUAACCCUUGGAGGACUCUUGAAUGAUGCGUCCUGCGACACUUCUGUUCGAUAUAUCUGUGAAAAAUCUAUGAAUAACGAGAACUGCAGUACUGAGUCGGCUGGCAUGUCCUCUUGCUACACCGUUUCCACAACGAAAACGAAUUAUCGUGAAGCUCAAGAAACCUGCCUUGCAGAUGGCGCUAACUUGCUGUCCAUUGGCUCAGCUAAAGAACUGCUGCAAGUACGGGAGGAGAUGAAACGAAGAGAACGUGAAUCACACUGGUGGGUGGGACUUCGGAAGAACAUGUCAUCAAACAACACGUGGAAAUGGCUUGAAGAGCCCCCAUCUUUGACACCACUAGUAAUAUUGUGGGAUGUGAAUCAACCAGACAACACUCGCAAUAUGGAGAAUUGCGCUGAGAUGCUUACUAGCGGAUUCAUGAACGACGUGGACUGUUUCAACAAUCGACCAUACAUCUGUGAAAAACAUAUCAACCACACCAGAGAUUCAAAAAACUGUGAAACUGGCUGGAUCCUUAUUUCUUCUUCCUGCUACAAGCUGUCUGUAGAGGACAUGGUGUGGUCGGAUGCUGAAGCGAGCUGCAAUGCAGAUGGCGCUGACAUGCUUUCUAUAAACUCUAUAGAUGAACUGCUGCAUAUAAAGAAAGAAAUGGAACGUUUCCCCCUUAUAUCAAGAUGGUGGGUAGGAUUACAAAAGGUCCAACCAUCCGGCAAAUGUCAGUGGACUGAAACAUCGUCAUAUACACCUCUAGUCACAAUGUGGGACACAGACGAGCCCAGGGACGAAGACAACAAUGAUUGCGCGGUGAUGGGUCCUGACGGCCUCCUGAGUGCUGCGUCCUGUCAGCGGUCUCGCCGAUACAUUUGCAAAAAACAAUUAAACAAUGCAACAGCAGACUGUGGUGCUGGGUGGAUCCUCAUCAAUCGUUCCUGCUAUAAGCUCUCCACUGAUGCAGUUACAUGGAUGGAUGCACAAGCAAACUGUACAUUACAUGGAAGUAACCUGUUCAGUGUGAGCUCUUUACAGGAGUUGUUGCAGAUAAAGAAAAAAAUCAUAGAAAGACACCCCCUAUCAGCAUCGUGGGUAGGUCUACAAAAACUAUCAUCAGGAGACAGGGGAUGGCGAUGGUAGGGCGUGUCUUCCUCUUUUUCACCACGGGUCACACAAUGGAAGGAAGACGAGCUCGACAAGGUGUUGAGUCAGAAGGACUGUGUGAUGAUGGACUCUGACGGUCUGCUAAAUGGUGUGGCAUGUAACUCCUCUCACCACGUAUUAUGCGUGAAAAUAUCAAGAUUAGGAAUCAAUGUCUGUGAAACUGGUUGGUUCUUGAUCUCACACAAUUGCUACAAGUUCUUCCCAAUGAUGAUGCAAUCUGAGGCCCAGAAGAGUUGCGAAGCAGAGGGAGGUAACUUGCUGUCGGUGAACACCUUUCACGAACUGAUGGAGUUACUGAAAAAUGAUCAGAUUGGAGAGCUCUCGAUGGUGGGUAAACCUGCAAAUAACAGAUCCAGGUGCUUCAGCUUCAUCUGUUACAAGCAUUGGUAAGUCGGAGAAUACUACGGGAACGUGUGGAGAGAUCACUCCUGACGGCUUGAACUACGCGGACUGCACGCUUGUUCGUUCCUACAUUUGUCAAAAGAAAAGUAAGUAGAGAGUUAAAUACUUCGCACAAAACGUAAAGAUAAAUUUAAUUAAAUUUAAUUAUUGUAUUAUUUUUUCAUUAAGUUUAUUUGUCCAACAUGAAAUAAUGCAAAUAAUGCCUAUACGUCUUAAAUCUGGUUACCUGGAUUCCCAAAAUAUUUCUGUUUUAAUUUUCUUGCAUCAUCCACCACCAUACACUGCCACGAGGUCCUUUUUGUAUGUGAUGUUUGCAUUCCAAAGAUAAGGUAAUGACUAUUUAUGUUACGGUGAAAGGUGAAAAUUAAGGCAGACCGGUUAACAAACUGUGCAAACGAUGUGAGGCUCUGUUUCCUAACAUUUCAGACAAAGUACAUAAAAACAAGCUCUCAAGUUCACUCAAAUUUAUAAACAUUCACAUCUGGUCCCGAUUGUUACAGAGAUUUGCAGCAGAAAUUAAAACUUCUCUUUUUUUUUCUUCGAGGCGCUUACCACGUGACUGAUGGCGAUUUCGACAGAAGAAUUCGGCUCACCGUUACAUUUUUUUCGCUGUUACGACUAUCUAAGAAUGGCGUCGUUGUUUUUAUUCGUUCGCACGUGGUAUUUUGAGAAGAAAUGAGCGUCUGGCAGGCACAAUGAACACUUAAUGUCUCUGAAAGAAAGUAUCCCAGAACUAGCUUACUGUCUACAUUUGUUUACAACCGCAAGCCAUGACAGUUGCAUUGUGGGAUACCCGAAAACUUCCGAAGCGUGUUCGUGUGACCUAUGAUCCCCUCCAGGUCGGCGUUAGUGAAUUCUCAUUGGGUAUACGCAAAGAGUGUUUACGCAUGCGUUCAUAUAAGGAAAUGUCCGACCCUUUGUCUUGUCUCGAAAAGACCUCGAAUCAGAGCGUGGGAACCUUUUAUCGACAAAGACCUAGACUUUGAUUGAAAGAAGAUUGAACGCUCUAUCCGAAGACCUGCGAUGUGACCCAGUUUUUCAAACUGCCGGGUGUGUUGCUAUGUCCCAAACAUUCUCUAUUCUCGCUCAUUCUGCGUUCGGCAAAACUAAUUAUGAAUUACCCAGCAAACACGCAAGAUUCGGCCAAUCUUGGGCCAAGCUUGGGAAAAGCUUGUCACAUUGGUUUGCCCAUUGCCAAGCAUCCCCAAGCAAGCGCCAACGUUCACGGUGCGCGCGCAGCGCUAUCGUUCACAUCAGCUGCGAUGAGGACAUUGGCAAAGACUGGCGAGCCGCUUACCCGCCAACAUUCGCGAUACAAGCGGGGUCACCAAGUUUGAGCCAACCUCACUGACAUGAAUGAUUUAUGACUAUCAAGACACGUUUUACAAAGUGUGUAUUUGUAAUUAUUUUGUAGAUUGUUAAGUAACAUACGAAUAUAUUUUAUACUUUAUGGUUGUCACAGUGUAAAAAACUAUAAAGUAUAUAUAUAUUAUCAAGAACGCUCACUCGCGCAACCCUUCCCACAUGGUCCGGUCUCGGCCAUAUAAUUGAGAUUACCAUAUUUUUAUACUACACAACAGGAAAGUGAUAUUUGUUUGAUGCUUUUUAAUUAUUUUAAAGGAUUUCUCUUUUUCGUGUGGUAUAAGCCAAUGCUGCACAUAAAUUAUGAAAUUUUAACGACAGAGAUGUAUCUAGAGGAGAUAGUGUGUUAAAUUUAAAUGGAUUGAGUAUGAGUAUACAGUAUAUAGGCAUUGGAGGGGUUUUUCUGCUCAGAGCAUAUUAUUCUUGUUAGCAUUAGAUAUUUUCUGUCUGUUCAAAAAUUACUGUAUUGGGUGUGCUCAUAAUAUUAAAUACACUAAAUAGAAAAUGCAUGAUCAAUAAAAACAAAACAAAAAAUUGUAAACAAGUUAUUUAGAUUGAUAUAGACCAGUGUCCAAAAUGAAAUGUCUGCAGUAUUUUGAUUAAAGAAAUAAGAUUUAGAUAAGACAUUUAAUUUGUUAAAGCUAUUAUAUAAUCUUUUUCUAUUUAUUUCCUAAGUUUUGAUGGCCUAACAAAACUUUUUCAAUUUAAAAGAUGUACCACAUUGUCUACCUAUUUGACGAUGGAAAGAAGUCUGCAGCCAUCAUGCCCGAUGAAUGGCUACUCCUAGAGAGCAGUAAUAAAUAUUUCUGGCCUAUCUCUAAAGCAGAUUCCACCUGGGUCAAAAACAGAAAAAAGCCAGGCCCAAACUGGAAUAUUUUCACCUACCAGCAGAUAAUUAAAAGCACAUGUAAUUCAUUUUCUGUGUGUGCUCAUUAGAUUACUCCUUGUUUGUUAAAAAGUUUUUAAAUUUCUUUUAAUGCACUUAUGAUAAAUUGAAUAUAGUAUAUCAUAUAAUGUUUGAAAGAAAUUUAGUAUUUUAUAUUUUAUAAAUUAAAUAAUUAAUUUGUAAACUAUAAUUAUAUAAUUUUUUAUUAUGUUUAUUUGUCCAAGCACACGAAGAAUACUGCCAGAUUGUCCUUAUUUUGAUAAAAGUAAAGCCAUAAAGCAUAAUUGACGUUUGAAAUGUAAUAUUUAAAACGGAUAACAAAUGGAUUGAUAAGCUAAACAUGAAAAAUAACGUCAGGUUAAUGUGAAAGAUCGCAGCGCACUGUUAAAAGAAUUAAAUGAAUGUAUAAGUGUGUUCUAUAUAUAUAUAUAAAGCAAGUAAGUGAACGCAUCUGUGAUUUAGGUAAUGAUGACAAAGAGGGAGAGAAAUAUUUCUCCCGACGUUUCAUCCUGUAAUUUAUUAUUUGAUUUUAUAUACAACAGGUGAUAUGAUUUUAAAAAAUUUACAUGAUGGAUAGAAGAAGUGAAUGAAGCAGAAAAUUGAUGUAUUAUCUGAUCAGUGUGUGUGAGAGAGAGAUAGAGAGAGAUGAGGAACAUAGGGAGAGUGAAAGAGAGAGAGGAAUGAGCUGAUGACGACAUACUACUAUUGACGUCCUGUCAGUGACGACAUAUAAACUUUGACGUGGUGUAAGGUCACUCGAAUCUGAUGGACAUUCAAGUUACCUGGGUUUUUGACCCUCCACCUGUGUGUGUCUGGAAUGGCGGAUAUGCGCCGUGAAACCAGCGUGUCUCACCGGACAGCCCCUGACCAUGACCCGCUAUCGCCAUUCAGGCGUGACUACAGUCACGUGUCCAACCAACUGAGAGCCAGUGAUUACUCAUGUGAGUCUCCAGUGCACGGGCCCAGGUAUGCACGUUACAUAACAGCAGCCUCUCACGUGUUUAUCGUUGUAGGAAGGAGCGGCAGUGGAAAAAGCAGGAUAGGAAACACUCUUCUCGGAAGACAUGCCUUCGUAAUCGGAGAUGGUUCUUAUCCAAUAACAAGGAAGUCUCAGAUAAAAUCAACAAUAAGAAGACACACAAUAUCAACGGUCUUGGAUACUCCAGACAUCUUCAGCCUGAGCUGCGAACCUGAAAAUCAGAUAACAGAAAUUAAGAGGUGGAAGACACUGACAUCACAUGAAAAGCCGAUCAUCCUGUUGGCCGUGCGCCUCGAUAUGGAGUACAUGAUCGAUGACUACGCCAUCUACAAAGAGUUCAAGCGGCUCUGGGCAGACGACUCCGACAUCGCAAGUCAUCUGGUUGUGGCCUUCACCUUUGGAGACCGGAUACACAGAGACUUUGUGAGGGAGUUGAAGGACAUAAGCGUGGAGCUCAAGAGUGUCUUGAAGGAUGCCCACAAUCGCUACGUGAUUUUUCAAGUAGAUACAGGUGAGAAAGACAUCCACGAAGAGUUCGACCAGUUCUCUAGCGUCAUCAACGAAUGGCAAACACAGUACGGCUUCGUUCACAUCCAGAAAGUCACGACCUCUGUGAUAUUCAUCAUAGCCCUAAUAGCUGUGGUCUGCAUUGUCAUGGAAGUCUUGUACAAUGGUAUGGAGCUGAUUGUGGCAGGUGGACUGCUGUGUCUCUUCAUGGCUGUGCUGUGGUAUUGGAUGAGGCAACUGGGCAGGCUACCACCACCCAAAAUAAUCAUGAGCCACAUAUAGAGGCGAUGCAAAAGUGACCAGCAUCUUGUGUAGCUUUUACUUAUAUACUUCGACAGCAGCCAGUGCUUACUAGCCACCGUCAUAAUUUCCUAUUAAAGGUCUGUUGAAGUGA